UCCUUCAGUAACAGCGUUAACAAAGAUGGCGGCGGCCGCAGCAUCUCUACACUUUUCUGCUCAAGUUUCAUCUUUAAAUAAUUACAAUGAUUUACAUCCGGAUUGGACACAGAGGGAAGUUAGCACAGGGACCACCAUCAUGGCUGUGGAGUUUGAUGGUGGGGUGGUGAUGGGUGCAGACUCCCGCACGACCACAGGCUCUUAUAUCGCCAACCGCGUGACCGAUAAACUGACCCCCAUCCAUGACCGGAUCUUCUGCUGUCGCUCUGGGUCAGCGGCCGACACACAGGCCAUUGCCGAUGCUGUCACCUACCAGCUGGGCUUCCACAGUAUCGAACUGGAUGAAGCUCCACUGGUCCAGACGGCAGCCAGUCUGUUUCGGGACAUGUGCUACAGAUACAGAGAAGAGCUAAUGGCUGGAAUCAUCGUGGCUGGGUGGGACCAGCGUAGAGGUGGUCAGGUGUACACUGUACCUGUGGGGGGCAUGUUGACUCGACAGCCGGUGUCAGUAGGUGGAUCUGGCAGCAGCUACAUCUACGGAUACGUGGACUCAAACUACAGAACUGGCAUGAACAAAGAGGAGUGUCUGAAGUUCACUGCUGGAGCGCUGACUCUGGCCAUGGAGAGAGACGGCUCCAGCGGUGGGGUGGUGAGAAUGGCUAUCAUCACAGAGAAGGGAGUGGAGAGACAGGUCAUACUUGGAAACCAGUUGCCACAGUUCUCCACCGUCUGAAGAUGUCAUGUGUCCCUUUACAUGGUUGUCACAGAAGGAACAAAUGCACUUCAGUCAACCUUCACACUGGCUUGUACUUUACAACCUGAUCCAAUAAAAGCUUUUCUUUGGA
This is a messenger RNA of Triplophysa dalaica, 845 nucleotides long. It is a transcript of the gene psmb6, whose product is annotated as proteasome 20S subunit beta 6. The transcript is spliced from 6 exons. Lineage: Eukaryota; Metazoa; Chordata; Actinopteri; Cypriniformes; Nemacheilidae. Gene Ontology annotation, molecular function: threonine-type endopeptidase activity. Gene Ontology annotation, cellular component: proteasome core complex. The record is from RefSeq and is a predicted model, not a curated record. The coding region runs from base 26 to 733 and encodes 235 amino acids.